AUGCGCAACGGUAGUGGUCCCGCGCCACCGAGACCCUCGUAUCCCGCACGAACGAGUAGUAGUACGAGCAUUCAUACCCCAGGUCAGGGCAGUAUGAGUCUGCCUAUCAGAACGGCGCCAGGGUCCAGCGAUGCUGGGUCGAGACCAGGGAGUCGGGGUCCCAUGCCCGGGGGUGGCGGAGGUCAGGGACUACCGCCUGCGCCGAGACGGUGGAAUAGUGAGGUACAAUAG
Plenodomus lingam JN3 is the source of this 231-nucleotide messenger RNA. NCBI's taxonomy places the organism in Eukaryota, Fungi, Ascomycota, Dothideomycetes, Pleosporales, Leptosphaeriaceae. The record is from RefSeq and is a predicted model, not a curated record.